AUGCGGAGAGGGAACGGGGAUCAUAACGUGCUCGCGAUCGAGGCGGCGAAGAAAGCGGGCGUCGGGCGGUUCGUGUACGUGAGCGUGGCGAGCGUCGUGCCGGACGUCGUGGGCAAGACGCCGUUGAUGAGGGGGUACUUUGAGGGUAAGCGCGACGCGGAGGCGUGCUUGCGCGAGAAUUACGCGGAAGGUGAUUACUUCAUCGUGAAACCGAGCUUCAUUUACGGCGGGGAUGCGUUUUCGUUGACGCCGCCGCGAGUGACGAAGACGUACGGCGACGUCUUGGCCAAGGUGCUCGGCAGCGGACCCGUCAAGGCUUUGGCGGCGAAAGCGCCGGGACCGAUCGCGUUGACGCUCGCGGAACCGGUGAGCGUGGAAGACGUCGCGGGUGCGUGCGUGGCGGGCGCGAUGGGGACGUACAGCGCGUCCAACGUCGUCGACGGGACGGACGACAUCAAAAAAGCCGCCGCCGCCGUCGCCGCCGCGUGA
Messenger RNA from Ostreococcus lucimarinus CCE9901, 489 nucleotides. RefSeq lists its product with no specific name. The transcript has a single exon. Gene Ontology annotation, cellular component: mitochondrion. Gene Ontology annotation, molecular function: protein-containing complex binding. NCBI's taxonomy places the organism in Eukaryota, Viridiplantae, Chlorophyta, Mamiellophyceae, Mamiellales, Bathycoccaceae. The record is from RefSeq and is a predicted model, not a curated record. Bases 1 to 489 code for a protein of 162 amino acids.